Molecule: messenger RNA, 1062 nt
Organism: Rubroshorea leprosula
Lineage: Eukaryota; Viridiplantae; Streptophyta; Magnoliopsida; Malvales; Dipterocarpaceae
Source: the annotation of a GenBank genome assembly
CAGCCCCCCUAGGCCACCGACUUCUUCCUCCUUUGAAAACCAGUAGAAGACUUGAAAUUUCUUCUUUCCUUCUUGUUCAAGAACUGAUUUUGGGGCUUAGAACUCUCAUUAAACCCAGAAUUUUCCCCAGAUCUGCUCGGUCUCUUCCUCCCCUGUCCAUCGGGUUCUGCUGGGUUUGAAUCCUUCGGCUUUUUCUGUUUGCCGUGAGUUUCCCCCCCCCCCUGGAUCCCGUCGGCUUCUUCACCAGCCAAGCUGGGGUUCUGCUGGCUGGAAUUCUGGUAAGUUGCCGGCUUUUCCAAGCUUAAAAUUACCCAUUUAAUUGCUGGGUUUUGUCCAUUAGUUGAUGCUCUGUGUUGUCCGAAUCUGCUGGGAUAGGGGAUGAAUUUGGUAGCCCUUUUAAAUGUGUUUGUGCUUGGUUUAUGUAGGAAUUUUGUUAAUUGGGCUGUUGUGAUGUUGUGUAGGAGUAAUCCCGUGACUUAGCCAUUGUUGGCCAAAGCCGUGGGUCUCCAUUGCUUGUCCGGGAAAUUGGAAUGAAUUUUGGUAGCUUUAAGCUAUGUUUUAAGUGUGGUUUAAGUAGAAAAGUAGCUUGUUAUGAUUGUUGUGAGAUUUGGAGAGAAACCCCGUGAAUUGGCUAUGUUUUGCCCAUUUUGGAAGUUGAAGUUACUGUUCACGGUACUGUUCAUAGGCACUGUUCACAUGAUGUCCGGUUAUGUGGAGAUUGAUAGAAAUGGCACUGUGACUAGGGGUAGUGCUAAUGAUGAUUUCACUGUGAAUUUGUGGUGGUAUGGUUAUUAAUUGUGGAAUAUUGUGAUUAGGUUUUGAUCGUUUUGUCACCGUAGCACUUGGGUUAGCCUUCUGUUAUGUGCGAGUAAGAAAGCGAAACCGAGGACGGGGAAAACCAAGGGGAGUGACGAGUUAGAAGGCUAUAGAUUUGAGAUGUAGAUCGUGAUCUUAAGAGUUAGAGUGUAUGUGGAGAUUUUUGAUAUCAGAGCAGACUGUAAAGAUUUUAUCUUGAGAUUUUGAGGUAUCAGAUUGUGAUUUGAAUAAGUUUCGAGCCUCGUG